AUGGAACAACACAUCAUAGAACAAAAGAUGGAACAAUACAGCAUAGAACAAAAGAUGGAACAACACAUCAUAGAACAAAAGAUGGAACAACACAUCAUAGAACAAAAGAUAAAACAACACAUCAUAGAACAAAAGAUGGAACAACACAGCAUAGAACAAAAGAUGGAACAACACAUCAUAGAACAAAAGGGACAAAAGAUGGAACAAUACAUCAUAGAACAAAAGAUGGAACAACACAUCAUAGAACAAAAGAUGGAACAAUACAUCAUAGAACAAAAGAUGGAACAACACAUCAUAGAACAAAAGAUGGAACAACACAUCAUAGAACAAAAGAUGAAACAACACAUCAUAGAACAAAAGAUGGAACAACACAUCAUAGAACAAAAGAUGGAACAACACAUCAUAGAACAAAAGAUGGAACAACACAUCAUAGAACAAAAGAUGGAACAACACAUCAUAGAACAAAAGAUGGAACAACACAUCAUAGAACAAAAGAUGGAACAACACAGCAUAGAACAAAAGAUGGAACAAUACAUCAUAGAACAAAAGAUGGAACAACACAUCAUAGAACAAAAGAUGGAACAACACAUCAUAGAACAAAAGAUGGAACAACACAUCAUAGAACAAAAGAUGGAACAACACAUCAUAGAACAAAAGAUGGAACAACACAUCACAGAACAAAAGAUGGAACAACACAUCAUAGAACAAAAGAUGGAACAAUACAUCAUAGAACAAAAGAUGGAACAACACAUCACAGAACAAAAGAUGGAACAACACAUCAUAGAACAAAACAUGGAACAACACAUCAUAGAACAAAAGAUGGAACAACACAGCAUAGAACAAAAGAUGGAACAACACAGCAUAGAACAAAAGAUGGAACAAUACAUCAUAGAACAAAAGAUGGAACAACACAUAGAACAAAAGAUGGAACAACACAUCAUAGAACAAAAGAUGGAACAACACAAGAUGAUAUGA
This is a messenger RNA of Physella acuta, 975 nucleotides long. Its product is annotated as putative mediator of RNA polymerase II transcription subunit 26. NCBI's taxonomy places the organism in Eukaryota, Metazoa, Mollusca, Gastropoda, Physidae. The record is from RefSeq and is a predicted model, not a curated record.